GGCACUGCCGGUUCGCGGGAAAUAGGCAUUUUCAUUGUGAAGAUUAGUCAUUAGCGAGAAUAAAAAUAGGGUGGUUGACCGUUAUUUUAAUUGUAUUAACUAAAAUAAGAAAGAUUUGUAUUUGUCGGCAUGCGUGCGCAAAAAAACAGUGACUGUCAAUUUUCGGUGAUUCAUCGAUAAAAUACGUUUGCUUUGGUAGCCUACCUAUUGUAUUAGCCACCUAGCUAGCUAAAAAAUCCCGACACUUGCACGAACAGCUUUUUUCUCUUAACGUUAGUGAACGAGCUGCCUAUUAUUUGGCUGAGAAAGAGCUUUAUCUAAUUACGCUAAACCGUGAGCUAGCUAGCUAGUUGGUUAACAAGUUAAGACAGCUGCUUCAGAAACAAUGAGUUUAUUUAAUCUGGAGCGGUUCCGUUAUGGAGCGGUUAAGACCAACAAUAAAAUACAAAUUAACACGUCAUCAUCGGUGCAAGAGCAACAAAGCAGCGGGUCAUCAAGUCCGGACUCGGAAAAAGAGAAUAAACCAAUACCAGAAACUCCAGCGCACAAGCGUCCAUUUGGGAGAAAGCGAGAGAGUGAGGACGAGUCGGAGGUGCAGGACUCAGACUCAGGAGAGGAUUCUCUCACUGAUGGCUAUAUAACUGGAAUGCCAGUGCGGAAAGUAAAGAUGUCUGGACGGAAAUGUGAAAUGACGUCCAAAACACAGGCUGAACAUUCAGACACCAAAGAGGACAAGGAGACUGAAGAGAAGGUGUCCAAACUGCAGGAGAUUUUUCCACAGAGAGACAGGAAGCAGCUACUGGAGGUUGUCGAAAGCACGAGCACUUUGGAUGGAGCUGUAGCCUCCUGCCUCAUGAUGUUCGGAGAUGAAGGUCCAGCCUCGGCCCGUAAGAGGAAGCUGGAGGGGUGUAGCGGUGACUCGCGGGACGGUGAUGCGGCCCAGCCCAGUAAGAAGCAGCGGGCGUCUGUGGCUGAUGACUCCGAGGAGGAGGGCCCGGAGCCCGACUGGGAGAAGCAGGAAACCAUGGUGAGGAGACUGCAGAGGAAGUUUCCCGACCUGGACAAGGAGGAGCUGCGCUCAGUCCUUCAGGAACAUGACUGGGACUACGACGACGCCCUGGAAGUGCUGCGCUUGUUUUCAGAUCAAGAGGUGUCCAGCUCGCCAGAAGCCCCGGUGAAGAAACCCAAAGCCGCCCAAAACCCAGGAGACGCCCGACCGUCUCAGGACGGCGAGCGGACGAGCCGCCAGGCGGACGCUAAGGGCGGGCGAGCGGCCGGGUCCUCGGGGUGGCUGAGCUCCAGAAGCGCCGCCAAGCCGGGCCUCCCGCCGACCCGGAGACCGCCGGCGCCGAAAGCGCAGGACGGCAGCAGCCUGGCGAAGGAGCAGUCGGCCGAGAGGAAGAGGAGGAGGAGGCGGGCGGCCGAGACGCAGCCGGACUGCAGCUCCGGGGACGAAGAGGAGGAGGGGGCGAGCAGCGAGUUCGAGGGCUCGUCGGACUCCGACCCGGACUCGGACCAGGAGGACGGGGUGGCGCCGGACCUGCAGGGCCGCAUCCUGGGCUUCCUCCAGGAGGCGUCGCUGGACGAGCUCACGCUCAUCGGGGGCUGCUCCGUGAGGAAGGCCCAGAAGAUCGUGGAGCUGCGGCCUUUCAAGGCGUGGCAGGACCUGAAGGAGACGCUGCACAAGGGGAACGGCCUGUCCAUGGAGCUGGUCUGGGGCUGCCGCGUCGUGCUGAAGGAGCGGGCCGUGGUGCUCGGCCUGAUGGGAAAGUGCGAGACCAUCACCCGCAAGAUGAUGCGGGACGUGACCCGGGUCAUCGAGAGGGGCGUGGGCUCCAUGAAGCAGCCCUCCAUCCUCAACAGCAGCCUGCAGCUGAAGCCCUACCAGUUGAUUGGGCUGAACUGGCUGGGUCUGCUGCACCAGCACGGGCUGAGCGGGAUCCUGGCAGACGAGAUGGGUUUGGGAAAGACAAUCCAGGCCAUCUCCUUUCUGGCCAGUCUGUACCAGGAGGGCGAGGUCGGCCCUCAUCUCAUCACCGUGCCCUCCUCCACCCUGGAUAACUGGGUGAGGGAGCUGAAGCUUUGGUGCCCUGAUUUGAAGGUGCUCGUCUACUACGGGUCCGCAGAAGACCGCAGGUACCUGCGCCAUGACAUUCUCACCAGGGAGGUGGAAUUCAAUAUAAUUGUGACCACGUACAACAUGGCGAUCGGGAACGAGUGCGACCGCAGCCUGUUCCGGAAGCUCCGGCUGCUGUACGCCGUGUUCGACGAGGGCCACAUGCUGAAGAACAUGAACUCGCUGCGAUACCGCCACCUCAUGGCCAUCAACGCCGAGUACCGCCUGCUGCUCACUGGGACCCCCGUGCAGAACAACCUGCUGGAGCUCAUGUCCCUGCUCAACUUCAUCAUGCCCACCAUGUUCUCCAGCAGCACCUCCCAGAUCGCCAAGAUGUUCUCCAUGAAAUCUUCGGAGGAGAAGAGCAGCUUCGAGCAGGACAGGAUCGCUCAGGCCAAACUCAUCAUGAAGCCCUUCAUCCUGAGGAGGGUGAAGAGUGAGGUGCUGAAGCAGCUCCCAAAGAAGGAGGAGCAGCUGGAGAUCUGCCCCAUGAGCGAGAAGCAGCAGGAGCUCUACUCCUCCCUGUUCCAGAGGCUGAAGCGCUCCGGCUGUGCGGAGAAGCGGGAGCUUUCGAAUGUGAUGAUGGCACUGAGGAAGAUGGCGAACCACCCUCUGCUGCACAGGCAGUACUACACCAGUGAGAAGCUGGCAGUCAUGAGCCGGCUCAUGCUCAAGGAGCCCACGCACCGCGACGCCGACCCCGCGCUGGUCCAGGAGGACAUGGAGGUGAUGUCGGACUUCGAGCUGCACCGGCUCUGCCUGCAGUACUCCGCCCUGCGGGCCCACCAGCUGAGCAGCGAGGAGCUGCUGGACUCGGGCAAGUUCAACCUGCUCACCUCACUGCUGGCCUCCUUCAAGCACAAGGGUGACCGGGUGGUCCUGUUCAGUCAGUUCACCAUGAUGCUGGACAUCGUGGAGGUCCUUCUGCAGCACCUGAGCCACCGUUACGUCCGGCUCGAUGGCUCGACGCCCAUGGCCGACAGAAUCGUCUUGAUCGACGAGUUCAACACAGACCCCGACAUCUUCGUGUUCCUGCUGUCCACCCGGGCCGGGGGCCUGGGCAUCAACCUGACCUCGGCCAACGUGGUCAUCCUGCACGACAUCGACUGCAACCCCUACAACGACAAGCAGGCGGAGGACCGAUGCCACCGCGUGGGCCAGACCAGGACGGUGAAGGUGAUUAAGCUGAUCAGUAAGGACUCCAUAGAGGACUGCAUGCUGCGCCUGGGCCAGAAGAAGCUGAAGCUGGAGCAGGACAUGACGGCAGCCGAGGAAGGCAACGAGGGCUCGAUGCCCGAGAACAUGGCCUCCCUGCUGAAAGCCUCUCUGGGUCUGUGAGCUCUCCUCGCCCAACCCCUCAGCCCAACCGCUCCAAGUACUGUAUCUCCCCCCCGUCCUGGCCUGGACCGCAUCCGGAAGAUGGGUGGGCCAGGACCAGCUGUGGAAACGGCCCUAUCAGAGACAUCCUCCCCCCGCUCCUGCAAGGACAGAGACUAUGCUAUGCCACGUUCCUCAUUUUCUGCACAAAAGCGUGAACUCAGCAGGGGGCAGGGGUGCACAGGGGAGGGGAAGAGGGCGUGUGUGUCUGCGAUGUGAUCAUUGAUGUUCAAAGUCUUGUUGGUGACAAUGUUUCCGUUUAGUUUUUUUUGUUAUUGUUUUUUGGUAUUUCUUAUCCGUGCUGCUGAAACAAAGUUUUGCGACUCUAAAAUAAAGAUUUCACAUUAUUGAAGAGAA
This is a messenger RNA of Conger conger (European conger), 3850 nucleotides long. It is a transcript of the gene smarcad1a, whose product is annotated as SWI/SNF-related, matrix-associated actin-dependent regulator of chromatin, subfamily a, containing DEAD/H box 1 a. Gene Ontology annotation, cellular component: nucleus. Gene Ontology annotation, molecular function: DNA binding; chromatin binding; ATP-dependent chromatin remodeler activity. The record is from RefSeq and is a predicted model, not a curated record. The transcript is spliced from 23 exons. The coding region runs from base 386 to 3454 and encodes 1022 amino acids. NCBI's taxonomy places the organism in Eukaryota, Metazoa, Chordata, Actinopteri, Anguilliformes, Congridae.